This is a messenger RNA of Caenorhabditis remanei, 990 nucleotides long. RefSeq lists its product as uncharacterized. The transcript has 3 exons. Bases 1 to 990 code for a protein of 329 amino acids. NCBI's taxonomy places the organism in Eukaryota, Metazoa, Nematoda, Chromadorea, Rhabditida, Rhabditidae. The record is from RefSeq and is a predicted model, not a curated record.
AUGUGCUUAUCAGGUGACUCUCACCUCGAUACAAGAUAUCUCGCUAGUCCAGAAUUUAUUGCUUUUGCUCUACAUUGUGUUACUGUAGUUGAGUUUCCAGUCAUGACUUAUGGUGCUUAUUGUAUUCUGUUCAAAACACCAGCUCGAAUGAAUUCAGUGAAAUGGUUAAUGCUAAAUCUACAUUUCUGGAGCUCACUGUCAGAUUUUGUGAUAAGUUUUAUUGGAAUCCCAUAUAUAUUGUUGCCUGCUCCAGCUGGUUAUGGAUUAGGUCUAAUCGAUGCUCCAAGUUUGCUCAUUUACUGUAUGGUCACUUUUAUAGCAGCACUUGCUGCGUCGGUCCUUGCCAUUUAUGAAAAUCGCUACUUCACUCUAUUCGGAAGAAACACUUUUUGGAAGAAAUGUCGUAAACCAUUCUUCGUUUUCAUCACUUCUUUGGUUCCUAUUAUCUUUGUCCCUCCCUACUUUGACAUCCCUGAACAAACCAGCGCCCGUCAAAUUAUUAUCAGUAAAAUUCCUUGUCAGCCACCAUUUACUUAUAAAAAUAGAGAAAUGUUUGUGAUAGCUUUGGACUAUACUAUUCCAGUGUAUUCUAUAGCGUUUGGAACAUUAAUAUUGGCGGUUUCAAUCACAAUAUUCGGAGUGUUAAUUGGAAUAAACUUGGUGAAGGUUCGAAUCAGUUCAGUCUAUUCUUCGAGAACGUUUAUGAUUCAGAGGAAGUUUGCAAUUGCUCUGGUUAUACAGUCUCUGUUCAUGUUAUCUGUAGUCCUUGCUCCAGUCCUCACUGUUUUAUGGAUAAUUGAGCUAUGGUAUCAUAAUCAAGUAUUGAAUAACUUUGUAUUCAUAACUUUAUCUCUUCAUGGAAUUGGAUCAACAAUUGUAAUGAUUCUUGUUCACAGACCAUAUCGAGAAUUCACAUUUUCUAAAUUUUCACUGUGUUGUAAAGAAGUUGAAACAUAUAAAAGUAAUGUGACCGUUAGUGUGGUUCUAUGA